AUGGCCUACCACGGACAACUGCCACUGGUUCCCAGCGAGAAUGGCCUCAUUCAAGGCAUGCCAGCUGUUUACAUUCCCUACAAUGCACGAACGAAGCAUCGUUCAUACUCUCAACAGCAGGAAGGCCCGAUGCAGACCUUAGUCAUGGAACGAGUACAAGGAGAAGACAUAUGGGCACUAAUAAUUGGUAUCGACGAAUACGAGGACCCCGAAUUAUUUCGCCGUCUGAACGGUUGUCGAAAUGACUCCGUUGAUGUCUACAGGUUCCUGAGGGACACCCUCCACGUCCCGCAACGGAACAUCAAGAUGCUCCACGACAAGGUGGCGACUCGUUCGGAGAUACUGGAAAGCUUCGAAGAGAUCUUCAUCAAAAAUCAUAGGAUUACGCAGCGAAGUGUCGCGCUGUUCUACUUCGCGGGACACGGUGCUCGAGUCACAAUCCCACAGACCGCGCGAACAGGUGCGCAGAAACGCGGCACCGACUUCGUCGAGUCGAUAUGUCCGUACGACGAAGGGACAUACACAUUCAAGCUCACGCAAGGCGACGAUUUCCCGGUGUUUGGUAUUCCUCAACGUACGUUGCAGCGGCUGUUUGGAGAUUUAGAACAAGAGAAAAAAUGCAAUGUUGUUGUAGUGCUCGAUUCCUGUCACUCGGGUGGCGUAUUCCCCGACGAUCCAUGGCAGACGAGGAUCCCUUGGAGUAUAAGGACUCCUUUGGCUCCCUGGAAACCUGGGUGGAUACGGGCGGGCUCUUACUGGACCCAGGGCGGCUGGAUUGCCACCGGGUCCGUUCGUGUGUCGUACCCCGUCGCCCUCUACCCGCCUGUUGUCCCCGCCAACCUCGACGAGACCAUCGUCCGCAAAGCCGCGAAAGUCAGCGUCACUCAGCGGCAUUCGGAUCCCGACACCCAGCCCCGUACCAAGGGCGUCAGCCAGCACACGUACGUCGUCCUCGCCGCAUGCGGCAAGCACCAGCUGGCCCACGAAGUGGCGGACCGAGGGGGCACCCAGCGCGGGGCCUUCACCCUCGAGCUUGUUCGGGUGCUGCGCGAGCUGCAGCGGAAGGGGGAGAAGAAGAACUACCUUGCGAUCAUCUCAGCCCUGAAGCUCGGGACGUUGGGGGCGGUGCAACAGCCGGAGUGCAGAGGGUCUAAUAGCUUCAAGAGGUUCUUCAUGCAUUACAUGGUCAAUCGCGCGGAACCCCUGCAGCCUCAUGGUAACAUACACGGCACCGCUGCGGACGUUACGGCCUCGGGAGCAUGGGACACCGCGACAUUGCACGGAACAAUCACUGGCACACCUUGCCUGAUCGCAUCAGGAACUCCAAUGUGA
This is a messenger RNA of Rhodofomes roseus, 1332 nucleotides long. Its product is annotated as caspase domain-containing protein. Gene Ontology annotation, molecular function: cysteine-type endopeptidase activity. The record is from RefSeq and is a predicted model, not a curated record. Gene Ontology annotation, biological process: proteolysis. The coding region runs from base 1 to 1332 and encodes 443 amino acids. NCBI's taxonomy places the organism in Eukaryota, Fungi, Basidiomycota, Agaricomycetes, Polyporales, Fomitopsidaceae. The transcript has 5 exons.